Molecule: messenger RNA, 1701 nt
Organism: Nerophis lumbriciformis (worm pipefish)
Lineage: Eukaryota; Metazoa; Chordata; Actinopteri; Syngnathiformes; Syngnathidae
Source: RefSeq, a predicted model, not a curated record
AUGGCGUGUAUCGGGGACGCGGACCCCUUCACCGCAGCCAUCCCCGCCACCAAAGUUGAACUCACCGUCUCGUGCAGAAACCUGCUGGACCGAGACACAUUCUCUAAAUCGGAUCCCAUUUGUGUGCUGUACACUCAGGGGAUAGCAAACAGGGAAUGGAGAGAGUUUGGCAGGACAGAAGUGAUCGACAACACACUCAACCCCGACUUUGUGCGGAAAUUUAUCGUGGAUUAUUUCUUUGAGGAGAGGCAAAAUCUACGUUUUGACCUGUACGAUUUGGACUGCAAGAGCGACAACCUCUCUAAACAUGAUUUCCUUGGCCAGGCCUUUUGCACGCUGGGCGAGAUCGUGGGCUCAUUGGGAAGCCGCUUGGAGAAAGUUUUGAUGGGUAUUCCUGGGAAGAAAUGCGGAACGUUGAUCGUGAGAGCCGAGGAGCUGAGCAACUGCCGGGAGUCGGUCAUGCUGCAGUUCUGCGGCAACAAAUUGGACAAGAAGGAUUUCUUUGGCAAGUCGGACCCUUUCCUCGUCUUCUACCGCAGUAAUGAAGACGGAUCAUUCACCAUUUGCCACAAGACAGAGGUGGUGAAGAACACUCUUGAUCCCGUGUGGCAGGCCUUCAAGAUUCCUGUUAGAGCACUCUGCAAUGGCGACUACGACAGGAGCAUCAAGGUGGAAGUGUACGACUGGGACAGAGAUGGGGGACAUGACUUUAUCGGCGACUUCACUACCAGCUACAGAGAAAUGUCUAGAAGCCAGUCACAGUUCCAUAUCUAUGAGGUGCUUAAUCCAAAGAAGAAAGGAAAGAAGAAGAAAAAGUACCAAAACUCGGGAACGGUGACCCUGCUAUCGUGCUUGGUGGACACCGAGCUGUCCUUCUUGGACUACAUCCGAGGCGGGACGCAGAUUAAUUUCACAGUGGCGAUCGAUUUCACGGCGUCAAACGGCAACCCGUCGCAGCCCACCUCUUUGCACUACAUGAGCCCAUACCAGCUGAACGACUACGCUAUGGCGCUACGGGCGGUGGGAGAGAUCAUCCAGGACUACGACAGCGACAAGAUGUUCCCGGCGCUCGGCUUCGGAGCCAAGCUGCCGCCUGACGGACGCGUCUCACACGAGUUCGCUCUGAAUGGCAACCCGCAGAAUCCGUAUUGUAGCGGCAUCGAGGGCGUGAUGGAGGCUUAUUAUCAGAGUCUCAAGUCAGUGCGUCUCUACGGGCCCACCCACUUCUCCCCGGUCAUCAACCACGUGGCCAGGUACGCAUCGGCAGUGACGGACGGCUCUCAAUACUUCAUCCUGCUCAUCAUCUCAGACGGCGUCAUCACUGACAUGGCUCAGACCAAAGAGUCUAUCGUCAAUGCCGCCUCUCUGCCCAUGUCAAUUAUAAUUGUCGGGGUCGGACCAGCGGAAUUUGAUGAAAUGAUUGAAUUAGAUGGCGAUGAGGAGCGGAUCUCUUCACAAGGACGUUUCGCCGAACGGGACAUUGUUCAGUUUGUUCCGUUCCGGGACUACAUCGACCGCAGGGGCAAUCACAUCCUCAGCAUGGCCCGGCUGGCUAAGGAAGUGCUGGCAGAAAUUCCCGACCAGUUUCUUUCUUAUAUGAGGACGCGGGGGAUUAAACCCGGUCCGCUGCCACCCCCUUACACACCAUGCCCCCCGCCGGCCCUCCACCCUCUUCUCACCAGACGGGUAAGCCGGAUCUAA